This is a messenger RNA of Danio aesculapii, 1263 nucleotides long. Its product is annotated as zinc finger protein 501-like. Gene Ontology annotation, biological process: regulation of transcription by RNA polymerase II. Bases 144 to 1088 code for a protein of 314 amino acids. The record is from RefSeq and is a predicted model, not a curated record. The transcript has 2 exons. Lineage: Eukaryota; Metazoa; Chordata; Actinopteri; Cypriniformes; Danionidae. Gene Ontology annotation, molecular function: DNA-binding transcription factor activity, RNA polymerase II-specific; RNA polymerase II cis-regulatory region sequence-specific DNA binding.
UUAUAAACUCUAGAGAGAUUAUUUAGCGAACACGACACAACUCCUGCCUUUAUUCAUUAUAUCCUGGCUCUUGACUGUCAAUUCCUCUGUGAAAGCGAUCAGGAAUAGCGGACUUUUAACGUGUUCAUAUGUAAACAGGCCUGAUGGAGGAGACACACCGUCAUGAGAAAAUGAGUGAAAAAACUGACUCACUGAAGAGAAAAGACAAGAAAAAGUUCACCUGCACUCAGUGUGGAAUAAGUCUGGCAAAGAAACAUGGUCUCGAGUAUCACAUGAGGAUUCACAAUGGAGAGAGACCAUUCACAUGUACUCAGUGUGGGAUGACUUUCAGACACUCAUCAAACCUUAGUAGACACAUGAUGAUCCACACUGGAGAGAAACCAUACACAUGUUCUCAGUGUGGGGAGAUUUUCAGACACUCAUCAUCCCUUAGUAAACACAUGUUGAUCCACACUGGAGAGAAAAGACACAAAUGUGAUCAGUGCUGCAAAACAUUUUUGAUGGCAUCAGGGCUGAGGAGACACCUUGGGGUUCAUACAAAGGAGAAGCCUUAUUCAUGCACUGUGUGUGGAAAGAGCUUCACACGUCAAAAUCAUUUAGGAAUUCAUCAGAAGAUCCACACCGGUGUGAGGGAGUACAUGUGCUUUAAGUGUGUGAAAACCUUUCGUACGGCUGAACAAUUGAAAGCACAUGAGAGAACUCACACUGGAGAGAAACCUUACAUUUGUUCACACUGCAACAAGAGAUUUGCUUAUUCAGGAGCUCUGAAAAGACAUGAGAGGAUGCACGCUGCAGAGAAACCGUACAAGUGUUCACACUGUGACAAAAGAUUCAGCUUUUCAGAAAAUCUGAAAAGACAUGAGAGGGUUCACACAGGAGAGAAACCUUAUAAGUGUUCACACUGUGACAAGAGAUUCGGUGGUUUCGGAAACCUGAAAAGCCAUGAAAGGGUUCACACUGGAGAAAAACCUUACAAGUGUUCACACUGCGACAAGAGAUUCAGUUUUUCAGAAAAUCUGAAAAGACACGUGAAGAUUCACACUAGAGAGAAACCUUGUAACCUUGGGGGUGAAAAAGUCACCACAUAAACAGCAUAUCUGCUUUGUUGCUGUUUAGAUGAUUAAUUCACACACAGGUGAUAAUUGUAUGAAGAACACAACGACCCACUCAACAUCCAAGUUAACUCCAGAACAAAUGGACAAACACAAACUUUCUUCCAGACAGAAAUAAAUCCUUUCUGAAUUUCAUAUAUUACAAAUCAAC